Linum trigynum is the source of this 3981-nucleotide messenger RNA. NCBI's taxonomy places the organism in Eukaryota, Viridiplantae, Streptophyta, Magnoliopsida, Malpighiales, Linaceae. The record is from the annotation of a GenBank genome assembly.
CAAUAGUGACAGUACGACAUUAAAGAAAAAAUAAAAAGUCACUUUUUAGUUUUCAACAAAAAAGCAAAAAUAAAAAAAAGUCUAGAGUCAAGAGAAGAGAUAGCUCUUAUCGUAUCAGAGCCAGCUCAAAUUAUUCAAAUCUCUCUCUCUCUCUCUCUUUCUCUUUCUCUCUCUCCCUAUUUCUAUAUCUGCUUCUUUUGGGAAAUUUGCUUUCUUGGUUUCUCUUCAACUCUCACCCUUCAUUUCUUCGUCUUCUCCGUCUCUCUCUGGUACCGUGAAUCCGUUGGUCUCGGUUGUCCUGAAUCUAUUCUACCAUUUGCUAUUAAUCCUAACGAAAAUCGAAUUUGUUGUAUUCCCUUGUUGUUUCUUCCUUGGUGGAUUGCUCUCCCCCUUUCCCCUUCCCCCCUUUGCCCUCUGUUUCAAGGGAAGGAAAAGGGAUUCUGAAAUUCUCGCCCCACCUCCUCCCUUUUCUCGCCUUUGGGCUGCUCUUGUUUCUGAGAAUGGUGGGUGCAAAUGCCAUAAAAUCGCAGAGCUCCUCAAGGGUGGCUUUGGGUCGUCUCUGAAAGAGGUAAAAAAAUCGCGUGCUCUGUUUUUUCCGGCUUCAAUUUCCAGAUUCAAGGGGGUGCCUGCAUUUGUGUUGGAAUCUUCUGAUGAUUUGUUUAUGUAAUAAUGUCAUUUGGGUUUUCAAUUUUGUGUAUCAUUUUAAAUUUUGAUUGAUUCGCCCACUUCCAUCUUUCCUCGCUACGAAAGAACAAAUCUUUACUCGAGAUGGGUUUUCUUUUCUGCAGUUCUAUUGAUUGGCGGUGUUUGCAUCCAUCAUUCACGGGUUUGCCUGCUUUUCUGCGGUUUCAUUGCCUGCUUCGUGGGAAAUUUGAUCCAAGGGACGAACUAGUUAAUUUUUGGGUUAUGUGAGUGAUGGUUUCAACUACACUUCUGAGAUUUGUUUCGAGUUGCUGGAGGCCAGUUGUUGACGGAGAAUCGAUCAAGAGAGUUGGAGAUGCAAGUACAGGUCGUGUUGAUGGAUUGCUGUGGUACAAAGAUUUGGGACGACAUGUCAAUGGGGAAUUCUCCAUGGCAGUGAUUCAAGCAAACAAUCUGUUGGAAGAUCAGAGCCAACUCGAAUCCGGGCCUUUGAGUACGCUUGAAUCGGGUCCUCGUGGUACAUUUGUGGGAGUCUAUGAUGGCCAUGGAGGCCCAGAAGCUGCCCGAUUCGUCAACGAGCGUCUUUUCGAAAAUAUUAAGAAGUUUACAUCCGAGGGUCGUGGGAUGUCUAGCGAUGUCAUCACCAAGGCGUUCUUGGCUACGGACGAGGAGUUCCUUGGUUUGGUGAAGAGCCAAUGGCUAAACAAGCCGCAAAUUGCUUCCGUGGGAGCGUGUUGUUUAGUAGGGGUAGUAUGUAGCGGACUUCUAUACAUCGCCAACGCGGGCGAUUCUCGGGUGGUAUUAGGAAGGAUCGAAAAGACGACGACGACGACGACGAAGCAACAGGAGGAAGUGAAGGCCGUUCAGUUAUCUUCGGAACACAACGCGAGUGUGGAAUCCGUGAGGGAGGAGUUGCGACGGUUGCAUCCCGAUGAUCCUCAGAUCGUGGUGCCUAAGCACAAUGUUUGGCGUGUCAAGGGGAUAAUCCAGGUUUCAAGAUCUCUAGGAGAUGCUUACUUGAAAAGAGCAGAGUUCAAUCGUGAACCUUUACUGGCAAAAUUCAGAUUAUCUCAAUCAUUUGAAAAGCCAAUCUUACUAGCGGAGCCAACAAUCCAAGUGCAUAAACUAACUCCCGAGGAUCAGUUUCUAAUAUUUGCAUCAGACGGCUUGUGGGAGCACCUCACCAAUCAAGAAGCAGUCGACAUUGUACACAACUCUCAUCGCAAUGGUGUGGCAAGGAAGCUCUUAAAGGCGGCACUACAAGAAGCAGCGAAAAAGAGGGAAAUGAGAUACUCGGAUCUGGAAAAGAUCGACCGUGGUGUGAGGAGACAUUUCCAUGACGACAUUACAAUCAUAGUUUUGUUUCUGGAUUCAAAUACGAUAAGCCGCAGCACGUCCAGAAAUCCACGUGUCUCGAUACGAGGGGGAGGUGUGCCAGCCUGGGUAUAGCUCCAAUGUUUAGUUCCCGCGAGUUCGACUUACCGUGUAUAUGCCCCCCUUGGUGUAAGCACAUGCAUACGUCGUUGGAUCGACGUUCAGUAAAUUCACAAUCACUGUAUGCGCGCGUAAUGAUGAUUACUUACAGAACUGUCGCAACUUAGAUAUGAUGGUUGUGAAGCGUACGCGACCAAAACACGUGCUUAUGAAACAUCAAGAGUUGCAAGCACGCUAAUCGAAUCGAAUUUUCGCAGGCGCGGCGAGGGUUAGGAUGGGGGGAGCGCGGGAGAUGGGAAGAAACGAGAGGGGUACUAUCGAAGAGUACUUAGCACUUGGAGUAAAAUAAGAUACCCUAUUUUGUGCAAUUUUCCCUUUUUUAUUAACAAGGAGUUGAGGGGGUGUCUCAAGAACCCUUCGAUUGUAUAGAAAAUUCAGAAAAAGGAAGAAAUGAAAAAACAAAAACAAAAUUGAAUUUUCAGUCCACUUCAGUUCGUCGUCAUGUGAUCAAACCAUCAAUGAGUUUUUUUCUCCGGCAAAUUUACUUGUACUAGCAAAGCCCGCUCGCUUCGCGUCAAGAGGACCAUAUGAGAAAAUAACAUGGAAGAAUAAUAAUGUCAAAUAUUCUGUGAAUCUGUCUAUGAAAAAAUAGAUUCAUUACAACCGAUACAAUCUAACACAUAAACGAUGGCAACGAAACCCUUUUCAAAUGAACUAUUCUCCUCCGUCGUCUCCCCCAUCCAAUUCACCCUGCUGAGAGCUGGAAAUGAAGGAUUCCUCUGCCAUGGAUAGGGAACUGGAUUCUACAUUAAAUUAAACAACCAUUGAAAUAGAGAAAGAGACCAGCAUGGGGGAAACCAAGAGAGAGAGAGAGAAAUAACCUGCAGGUUCUUAGGCAGAGGCCAUUAUUGCAAACUUUGAACCGGUUAACGCUCUGAUAAAGACGACAACGGGCGUUCUGGCUUUAACUGAUGGGACAGGGAUUAUCCAUGGUGAUGGUCGUCCUUGGAGUCCCCCUAGUUCUGCUAGUUCAAAAUGGAAUCUGCGACACCUCCGAUCGAAGAAAUUUCUGACAUCACCUCGAAGGACUCAGCGGGAAAGAUUGAACCGAAGACCACCUCCAAACGGAUUGAAAACGAAGAACAGCUGCAAGAGAGAUGAAUAGCUUAAAAGAGGAAGGGAAAGCCGAUCAGUAUGUGAUAGGGCAAAAGCGUAUAGCUUCAAUUCCUAUCUUGUAGUAAACCGGAAACUCUGGGUAUCGUCUCUCAGGGACUGGUACAACCUUAUGAUUUAUCAAUUCUAUGGAGCAAACUAUAGGUGAAAAUGGUUGAAUGAGACUAAUUAUCUAAAAGCAAAAUUAACUAAUUAAGCAAAGUAAAUUGGUCGGGAGAAAUUCAAUGGAGAAAGCUCUGGGAGGAACACCGGGAUUCACUACCUAUCCUAUCCAGAUUAAUUCACAUAUUCCAAUCAGUUUAAUCCCUAUCUCUACAGCCAGGAUAUCACGAAUGUGCUAGCUAUCCCUGUCGGGAAUUACUACGUACUAAACAAUUAAAUCAAAUUCUACUGUCGUAGCUCAAUGACCUAAUUAUUUAGCCUGAAGAUCGAUAUCCUAUUUAAGACCGCAUAGCACCUUAUUUAAUCCACUGUCGCUUCGAUAAGUUACUAUGUCACAUGAAAUAGGUUCAGUUAUUAGGGUUUCACUGUCGCUAAUAACCUAAUUAACUACAAAUCAUUGUAUUGGUGGCCAGUCAACACAAAGCAUGAAGAAAUUUCAUGCAAUAGAGAUUGGAAGAAAAGAAUCAUGAAUCAAUCCAUCAAAUCAAGAAAUAGCUACAUCCUAUGGUGUUUCCCCCAGAAAUCGGGGUUUAGUUCAUGAUGAAAUUGAGAUAAAACAUUAGGGUUUUG